This is a messenger RNA of Bradysia coprophila, 3219 nucleotides long. RefSeq names its product protein argonaute-2-like. The record is from RefSeq and is a predicted model, not a curated record. NCBI's taxonomy places the organism in Eukaryota, Metazoa, Arthropoda, Insecta, Diptera, Sciaridae. Gene Ontology annotation, molecular function: nucleic acid binding.
UGUCAAGAAACGAGUUCGUAGAGGUGGAGGACGGAGACCUCACAAUCCUACAGAUGGAAACAGGGGUGGAAAUCGACAAUCGACUAGUGGAUUUUCUGGAAAUCAGGGUCAGCCAGCAAGUAGUCGUGAUGGUCAACGACCAUAUACGACGCAGUAUGCACAAGGAAGUAGUGGUCACGGAGGUCGCGGAUAUGGAGGUGGCGGACAUGGAAGUCGCGGACGUGGUGGUGGUGGACGUGGUGGUUUUGUUGAUAUGAAAGGAUCAUUUAUAAAGUCAGGCGUAUCGGCACCACAUUUGGUUCCGAUAAAGCAUUCAGCUAAUCAACCGUGGAAACCAUUUCCUGAUGAACAGGUGGACAUCAAAAUACCAGUGAGACCGGGACAAGCGACAGAAUAUGACAAAAAAAUCUGUCUUCGUGUCAAUCAUUUUCCUAUGAAUAUCAAAUUGCCAGCCAAAAUUUAUCAUUACGUUGUGGACGUGACCAAAAUUAUUGACGACACUAAGCCCAAGAAAUCGGCUAAGGAUGCAAAAAAAUCAUCGAAAUCAAAAGAUGAACCCGAGAAUCAACUGGUUGAGAAGAAGGUGUUGCCACGACAUCUGCGAUACGCAAUCCAUAGAAAAUUGUUGGAUCAACUUCGUGAAGCCUUUUCCGAAUCGAGUCCCGGCAAAAAGAUCGGAAUCAUUUCUGAUCGGUCAACAGCUAUAUAUUCCACCCAGAUGUUGGAACUUAGCGUUCCGUUGGAACAAAAUGUGGAAAUUUAUCCAGACGCUGGUGAAACUGGGCGUCACGAAGUGUUUCGUGUGACCUUGGCACCCACCGUUGAAAAGAUCAAUACAAACGGAUUGCAGGGUCUCAUCAAUAACAUGAAAGGCAUUCCAAUCACAUCCGACCUGGAUGCAUUAAACCGGAUCUACAAUACUUUGAUGAAAAAUCUGAAUUGUAGCCGAUACGUUCCGAUCGGCAGAAGUUCUUUGAUUUGCUUUGAUGACGGUACCAGUUUUUCGUUGGGUGGUGGCUUAUUGAAUUUCAAAGGCUAUGAUGCUACAAUUGAAAUUACUAACGGUUGGAAACCAUUUCUAAAUGUUCACAUUGCUAAUUGUGCCACGCUCCUGAACAAAAAUGUUAUCGAAGUUUUCGCGGACCUCUUCGGCUACUCACAAGACGCUUGUCGUACGAUUGAUGGAUGGAGACCGAAAGAUUUUAAAUUGGCUUCGGAUUUGUUGUCCAGUUGCAAAGUAAAAUAUUUUCCAUCAUCGGCGGAUAAGACUAAAGUCCUUGGUGGUACUGUCACCAAAGUCAUUCCGAUGUCCAUUUCGAAGAAAAAGUUUUCAUUGGAAGAACCAAACGGGCGCAAACGUGACGUAAGCAUUUACGACUAUUUUGUUGAAAAAUACGGACGCAAGGAUCUGCACCCGAAUGGACCUUGUUUGGAAUUGAACAGCAAAAAUUACGUCCCAGCCGAGAUCUGCGAAGUGAAGAAGGGUCAAUAGAUCAAUAGAAAAUUGACAAGCGACCAAACCACCAAAAUGCUCAACUGUUCCAAAAAGCCGCCGAACGUGUUGCAAUCGGAAAUUGAGCGAGCGAUUCCGAAUUUAGAUCUAUGCAACGACCCAAUUCUGAAGGAAUUCGGAUGUUCAUUUGAAAAUAGAGUCAGCUUGUUGGAGCUAUCAGAGACACGAAAAUUGGCUGAUCCUCUACUGUGCUAUAAAUCACAGUCUAACGAUCCUGCAAACAUUAUUCCUGCUAACGGAGUAUGGGACAGCUACCGAUGUGAGGCGAAGUUCCUCGAUCCACGAAAAAUUUCAAAAUGGGGAAUUCUGUACACCUGCAAAGGCUACAACCGAUCAGAUUUGUCGUAUUCACAAAGUGAAUUUGUCGACAAAUUAAAGAGCAUGGGUAAUGUGGCCGGUGUUCAAUUCACAUCGGAACCAGUAAGCCACGAUCUGAGCAGAGAAAUACGUGACCAAGAAGAAGAAGCUGCUGAAAACAUCAGAAUACUGACCAAUUGCUUCAAGAGCAAAUUCAAAGAUUGCGAUAUCGUUUUGGUUGUGAUUCCGGCCAAAUUGUGCCAUGUUUAUGGCCAUGUGAAACAAGCCGCGGAGAUCAAUGUCGGAAUUUUGACUCAGUGUAUUGCUGCAGCUAACUUUAAACCUCAACCGAACCGAUUUGAGAGUAUUGUCGGGAAUAUUAUCCUAAAAAUAAAUAGCAAACUUGGUGGAAUAAACCAUACUGUUGUCAAUCCAACGGCUGCUAUACCAUUCAAAUUGUUUGAGGAGCCUGUCAUGAUUGUUGGAGCUGAUGUUACGCAUGGUGGAUGUGACGGUGGAUACAGCUACGCUGCGGUCACUUGCAGUAUUCAUAACAGUGGAAUGCCGUACAUGAUGCACGCACAGGCACAACAGAAAGCAGGAAAAGGAUCUGCAGAAGUUAUUCAUAAUUUUGAUGUCAUUAUGAGGACCUGUCUGACGGCUUAUAAAGCCUAUACCAGAAGUGCACAGUAUCCGUAUGGCCUAAAACCCAGCAAGAUCAUAUACUAUCGCGAUGGUGUCGGAGAGGGACAAUUCCCGGAGAUUCUUCACACCGAAAUGCGCAGCAUUCGAAAAGCUUGCUCCAGCCUAAGCGCAUCGUAUCAACCGGCAAUUACGUUUAUUACCGUGCAAAAGCGGCACAAAACUCGCUUUUUCAUGCAGAAAGAUGGAAAGGCUGCGGAGGAGAAUGCACCGCCUGGAACGGUCGUGGAUACGGCUAUUGUUCAUCCAACCGAAAAUGAUUUCUUUUUGCUGUCGCAUCAGGGAAUCAGGGGCACCACUGUUCGUCCAACGCGUUAUCAUGUUCUAUGGGACGAUUCAGAUUUUUCGUCCGAUCAAAUACAGCAACUGACCUACUAUCUGUGCUACAUGUACGUACGAUGCAAUCGUUCGGUAAGCAUUCCUGCUCCUACAUACUAUGCCCAUCAUGCUGCUAGCAGAGCCAGUGUACUGGCUCAGGGUCAAACCGGUUCAAUCAAUGAUAUCAACCGAAUGCUCUUGAGAACAGAACUCAACGAGAAGUCGCCAAUGCAUUUUGUCUGAAGGAGAUUGAGAAAGAGAUUGUGAAGAGGUGUAGCGUAAUCGGCCGUUUAUUUAAUUCAUUGAUUUAUCCAACUGGAAGAAUGAACUUCGUGUGAUCAAACAUAAUGUUAAUGUCAAUUUAAUUGUAAUAUUUUAUUAUUCUUAAU